Molecule: messenger RNA, 6434 nt
Organism: Strigops habroptila (Kakapo)
Lineage: Eukaryota; Metazoa; Chordata; Aves; Psittaciformes; Psittacidae
Gene: PTGFRN
Product: prostaglandin F2 receptor inhibitor
Exons: 9
Coding region: 801-2984 (727 amino acids)
Source: RefSeq, a predicted model, not a curated record
GCCCGCCGGAGGCGCGGCGGAGCGCAGCCAGGCGCUGCACGCCGAGGGGCGGCGGGGCCGGGCUGAGCCGUGCCGUGCCCCGCUCCGCCGGCCGGGCCGCCGCCUUCGCCCUUCCCCGGCGCGCCCGCGGGCAUUAACGGCCGGCACAGCCCUAAGGGCUCCGCAUUCCCUCGGCUCCUGGUGCUCCCUCCAAGGGCCGGGGCGCGGAUUGCUGCCGCGUAUCUCCCCGGAACUUUAAGGGCCCCUCUCAGAGCGGGGAUGGGGCGCGGGGUGUGCUGCUUGCCGCGGUUCCCCGGUGAAAGGGGUUUCCACGGGUGACGGUGACGGUGACGGUGCGGCCGUAGCUGCUCUUACGCGACCCGGUGCAUGGGCUGUGGUCGCUGCAAGCUGUCUGCAGAGGGCGUGUUGUGAGGGUGCCCAAAGGUCCUCUUAUUCGAGUCGUGGGCACGGAGGUGGAGAUCCCUUGCAGCGUUAGUGACUACGAUGGACCCAGUGAACAGAACUUUGACUGGGAAUUCUCCCGGGAGACUGACUUCGUACGGAUAGUGAGUACCUGGGAUUCUACCUUCACCUCUGAGGAGUACCAAAAACGCGUAGGCUACGGGGAUAUCAAACUGAGACGGAGCAGCAACGAUGCUGUGGAACUUGUGAUUAGAAACAUCCAGCCAACUGACCAAGGGAGAUACAAAUGCUCCACGCCCAGCACUGAUGCCACCGUUCAGGGAAAUUAUGAUGCAGAGGUCCAAGUGAAAGUGAUUUCCGAUGGCUUAUCGGUGAGUGGUUCAAAAGCACGUUCCUCAAUGUCUCUCAGGCUGUCUGAGGGUGACUCCUUCAAGCUGCGCUGCUCAGCAAUUACCACCUCACCAGAGCACACUCACCUGCAUAUGACUUGGCAGAUCAAAAAUGGAUCGACUUGGCACGACAUCCUGUCUUUGACUCAUGAGGGCAAAUUCCAGCCGGGCCCUGGCUACGAAGAGCGCUACCGUAAUGGAGAUAUUCGCUUGGACACGGGAGCAAAUGACACGUAUCGCUUAUCUGUGUCCCAGGCCUCGGCGGUGGAUGAGGGUGCCUACAGGUGUCUUGUGAGUGAGUGGGUAAGAGGGGCAGAUAGCUCAUGGCAGAAGAUUCAGGAGAAGAGCGUGGAGAUAGCAAGCGUGGCAAUCCAGCGCACUGCUCUAGAUGUGGUCAUCUCAACAAGCAAUGUGUCUGUGACUGAAAGAGACUCCCUGGAUCUUACAUGCAACAUCACAACAGACCGGAGUGGUAUUUUCCAAGCGGAGGUGAUGUGGUAUUUUUCUGCAUCACCUGAUGAUACCUUGUCAGAUGCUCAGGUUUUGCUGAGCAUGGACCAUGAUUCUGUUGUCAGUGAUUCAACUCUCAUCAGCCUGAGCCAUGUCGAUAGGAACUCCUAUCGCCUCUUGGUGCGUGAUGUGGAUGUGGGAGACUCUGGCUACUACUUCUGCCAAGCAGCUGUCUGGGUGCCACUGCAUAACGGGAGUUGGCAUAAGGUAGUGGAGAGAACAUCUGCACCAGUCAAUGUGGUGGUGACAGCAUUAGAGCCAGACUAUGAGGUGUUUCUGAAUGCCUCUAAAACACCCAAGUUUUCAGAUGACCCCACAGAGCUCAACUGCAGGAUCACAAAUGCACAGGACACUGGAGCAAACAUCCGCUUCACGGUGUCCUGGUACUACAGGCAGCGCCUGCGCAGUGAUGAUGUGGUGACAGUGGAACUGCUGGCCACCAUGGAUGCAGACUGGACUCUGCAGCUUGGGGACAGGAGCAGAGAGCGGGCUCAGAACGGGGAAAUCAUCUUCUCUAAAAAGGCUGUUGACACCUUCAGUUUCCGAAUCCAGUGGACUUCAGAAAGCGACAGAGGGGAUUAUUUCUGUGUCAUCUCUGCGUGGAGCAGGCACCGAAACAACAGCUGGGUAAAGAGUAAAGAUGUGACUUCUGCAUCUGUCAGCGUUUUCUGGGCAACACAAGAUUACACGCUUACAGUGGAGGCGGUGAAAUUGAAGCCAUUCUUUGUAGCAGGCCACACCUUUGAGAUGACGUGCAAAGUGUCUUCAAAGAACAUCAAGACACCGCGCUAUUCCGUCCUCAUUACAGCUGAGAAGCCACUAGCAGAUCAGUCAAAUCCCAACGGAACUACUCGCAUCAUCUCCUUGAACCAGGAUUCAGUAGUGCGGCUGGAAGACUGGACAGACCAGACGCGUGUGGAUGGCGUGGUGCUGGAGAAAGUCCAGGAGAAUGAGUUCCGCUACAGGAUGUAUCAGACCCAGAUUUCUGAUGCUGGGCUCUAUCGCUGUGUGGUGACUGCCUGGUCUCCAGGUGGUGGUGGCAUGUGGCGUGAAGCAGUGAAUGGCUUAUCCAACCCUAUCCAGAUAGACUUCCAGAUGUCAGGUCCUGUGUUUAAUGUCUCGGUGCAUUCGGACAACCCGACGAUUUACCAGGGUGAACUGGCAGAUUUGCUGUGUAUCAUCACAACAGAAGGAAUGGCACUUGAACCAGAUGAUAUGUCCUUUGAUGUCUCCUGGUUUGCUGUGCGCUCCUUUGCGUUGGACAGAGAGCCCAUCUUGCUGGCCUCACUGGACCGGAGAGGGAUUGUGACACAGAGCAGGAGAAAUGGGAGCAGUGAUCUCAGCCUGGAGAGAAUCAGCCCAUUGGAAUUCCGUCUCCGCGUGCAUGGCUGUGAGGACCAUGACUUUGGGAACCACUACUGCGUAGUGACGCCAUGGGUGCGAUCUGCCACUGGUGUAUGGCAGCGGGAGCCUGACAUCAAAGCCAAACCCAUCUUUCUAUCUGUGAAAAUGGAUGUUUUGAAUGCUUUCAAGUAUCCCCUGUUGAUUGGCAUCGGCCUGGCCACUGUCAUUGGACUCUUAUCCUGCCUCAUUGGCUACUGCAGCUCCCGUUGGUGCUGCAAGAAGGAAGUACAGGAAACAAGACGAGAGCGUCGCCGGCUAAUGUCGAUGGAGAUGGACUGAGCAUGGAGCCAGACACACUUGCAUUUUGGGAGAGACUCAAAGGGCUCUUGGACUGUGCUGAGAUGCUUGCUCACAGGCCCAGACAAGGCAGUGCAUUUCCUCUCUGAUUUCAGCCUGGACCUCAAGCUUCUCCUUGUUACACAUCAUGUCCUGAGAGCCUUCAGGCCAUAUUUAGCAACUCGGAGUUCUCCUUUUCCAGCAGCACUUUCUGCAUAGGGAUCAUGUCCUUCUAAUGUGCAAACUGUUGAGCCUUCUUCCAGCAGGGCCCUGUGACAAAAUUCACUAAGGUGUUUUUGUUUGUUUGAUUGGUGGGUUUUUCCCCCUCCUCUUGUUUUUGAAUAGACGUCCCUGUAUGAAAGCAUGAUGGUCAGGGUGGUGAGUGGGAAAGGGGCUGCUAAAGUGUCAGACUUUCAUUGUAUUAACCAAUCUACUUUUCCCUUCCACCCACAUCACGCCAUCCUGUUCCCUUCCUCUGUCCACCUUGGUAUCUCACAGACUUCUCUGUGCUGGGUUGAAGGCUGGAGAAGGUUCCUCUGCUAGUUCCUCAUGAGGCUGUUCCAGCAAAGCAUUGGUUUUAUGGUUGCCCGCAUGCCUUCUCUACCCUGGCUUUAAAGGGUGUGCAACAUAACUUGCCUGGAGAUCUUUGAGAAUCUUCUUUUUAAACUUAUCUUUUGUUUUAUUUUCAGUGCUUAAAGCUCUUGGCAGUGGUGAAUAGGGGCUAACUUGGCAACCCUGAAAAGUCAAUCUUCAGACAAGGAUUUGUUGGAUGUCUGCUUAUGGCCACCUUCUCCCACACCCUUUCACCUUUUUUUCCUCCCCAGUACAGCUGCUCAUGUUGUGCCUGAGACCCUGUUCUGCUUGUGCAGAGGGGCAUGUGUGUCUAGAGACAAGGCCCAGCCUUCUGUUGGCCUUGAUGGAGAGCUGGAAGACCUUGCCCCUGGUGAUGGUGUGACUUAUGGGUGAGGAGGGAAGAGGUGGAUCUUUGUCUGCGGUUGGUCCACUGAUAGUGAUUAGAGAAGACCUGUAAACUAUUACCAAAUGCACAGGCCAGACUCCAGUGCUGCUUCUGCCAGUCACUCAGUGAUAACCCUUGAACCUGUGGGCAGAGUCUGAGACCUGCAUAGCUGAAGUGCAGCUCAGGGUAGGAAUAGGAGCAAGCCCAAGAGGGCAGCAAGAAUCCCUCAGCUUCCAAUGGUCCUCAUCUUCUGCACAGGCCUGCAGCAGGGCUUUCCCCAUGGGUUUGAGACAUAUAUUCCUAGGUGCUAUAGAAGUCCUUUGGUCUUCCACACAUACUGACCUGGCUCCUGACUAGGAGCAGCUCCUUUUCCGGGCAGUUCUGUCUUCCCAGCAUAGCUGGUGUUAUAAGCAAUAAAAGUCAGAAUAAUGAUACUGUGUGCAAACAGACAAGGAAGUAGGACUGUACCGCAGCCUGAUGUCCCAGCCGGGGCUUGGCUUGCAUCAAGAAGGGUCAGAAAGGUAGAGCUGAGGCCAGGGCUCAAUCCUUCCAAGAUUAUUUUGGUUUUAUUUAAGAUAAAAGAUGCUGAAGGAGAGCAUCCAUGGGAAGUAGUGGCUGUGGUAUGCUGUUGCCAGUCUAGACAUCAGUUAUGUAUUAGACAAUCUGCUUCACUAAUAGCUUAUGUCGCUGCAUAGUCCAGGGGAGCUGGAGAGUUAAUAUUUGUGCUAUGAAGGCUUCAUUUCGCAUUAGUGUUUGUGGGACCUUGCACUCAACACAAUAGCUAUUCCAAAAUGGGAGUUUUUUGCAGUAAGCUUUCUUUGUGUGUGUUUUUUGGUUGGUGGGGUUUUUUCCUGUCUUGCGUUGUGACCUUUGUUCUGACACUGACACGAGGUUUUGUCUAGAAGGCUGUUCUGCCUCCUGCAUGCGAACAUGCAUGCUGUCACAUAUGUAUACGUAUGUAUGCAUAGAGGUGUCCAGUGAUGUCUAGAAGCUGAACACGAGGCAUCUUCAAAAUAGACUUGAUUUGCAGAGUUGGGGCUUGCAGCUUGUUGUUUGACUCUUUAAAGACAUUUCAUGUAGUAUUCCAAAACUGGGACACCCAAAAUCUGUCAAUCUCUGAAAGACUUUGGCCUGAACAUUCAUAGCAACUUUUCUGACCUGAUGUUUUCCUUUCUGGAAGAGCUCUGAAAAGGCCUAUGCUGGAGGCAGAUGUAGCUGCCUUUGCUGAGGAGCAGGGCAGAACCAGUCUCUAGCUUUUGCUGUGAAGGCCCAGAAAUCUGUAGUGAUGCUUUCCAAAGGAAGGGAGCUGAGGAAUGGAUUCACUUGAAUAUUGCUGAGACAGAAAGAAUGUUUCUUCCUCUCGUGUCUGUCUGCUGUAGUGAAAUCUUGCUUUUUCCUUGGAUGUUAGGAAAUACCAUUAUGAUGUUUGGGAUGCUGGCUGUCCUUCCCAUACUGAUCCAACAGCUGCUUUCCUGCAUUAAAAUCCACUUUCUUCCCAGAAGGCCUGUGACAUUGGGGCAUCUUGGGAGGGAUGUCGCAGUGGUGAAGUUCGAAGCACAGCCAUCUGUCACUUUCUGACUCCUUGUUUAUGUGCUCUUGGUGAAGUUUUAGGGAGCGAGGAUCAUGACCGUAAUGCAAUAAUUAGGGAAUGAAUGAGCAGGGAACUGCCAGCUCUUCCCAAGCACACAACAUAGCACACUUUCUCCCUGCUGGAAAAAACUCAGGGUUAUUUUGGUCAGGGCUCCCUGCUCCUCUAGUGAAAGGUCCCCAUGUCCUUAGCUAAUGCUGACCUUCCUUCCUGGCCUGUAACAAACCAUCAUUGUCAUUCCAAGUGAAGCAAGUUUGUCGCUAGCUCCUACUGCUGCCAGCCUCUUGGAAGGCAAUGCUGCAUCCCCUUUCACCCUGCGUUUGCUGUGGUCGGAAGGCUAGAAGCUGAGGGGCUAGACUUACCCACCAGGUUUCCUUCUACUUGUGCCAAUUUUGUAUUAUCCCCCUUUUUUAAAAGAGAGUGGAAAUCUUAUCUCUAACGAAAAGAAAAUCUAGGUCACUUUUCAUGUUUUUAUUAUUAUUAUUUCCUGUGUGACCAGGGUUUGUGUGAGUGGAGGUGUGUGUGCAUCUGGUGGUGUAUUAAACCUGCAGAGUAUCAGAAGAGUAAGCUGCCUGAGAUGCAGUGCAAGCAUCCAUAUUCUCCCUGCUGCAACCUGUGGUAUUGUCAAAGUAUCCUAAGGGCUCACGUUGAUCUUCCUCUGUUCACAUUGCCACAUCUUCUGGUUAAGCUGGUAAAUUCCUCCAGGCACUUGGAAUUUUGAUCCAGGACAAGCUUGAACAUCAUAUAGCAGAAGGGCAAGAUAUUUUCUUUCUUUCAUUUUAAUUUCAAAGUUAUAAAAUAAAGUGUUUGGCACAAAUCUGGAAUGCAGGUACCGAAUAGUUCUAACAAUGCUGUGUAAAAUGUUUCUUUUUAUGUUUAAAAUAAAGAGCGAGCCUUUUUGAUUACA